Camelina sativa (false flax) is the source of this 398-nucleotide messenger RNA. RefSeq names its product defensin-like protein 153. The record is from RefSeq and is a predicted model, not a curated record. NCBI's taxonomy places the organism in Eukaryota, Viridiplantae, Streptophyta, Magnoliopsida, Brassicales, Brassicaceae.
CAUUUAUAUAUCUUGUAAAAUGAACAAACCAUCUCAAGUCUCGUUAACCGUUCUACUUAUCUUUUCCUUUCUUGUGUUAGUAACAGAAGUUGAAGGAAAACCAUGUGUCAGGCGUUCUUUUAAUAAAAAUAACACAUGUUCAUUCACAAAAUGUGAUGCUAGGUGUGUGCGGUUACAUAAAGGCUAUGGUGACUGCCGUCAUGGUGAGAGACCAACAGACAAACCAGGAACAUUAAGGUGUUACUGCACUUAUCCUUGUUGAAAGACCUUACGAGUGCACAUGCCUGCCUUUUAUCGUUGCCUUUAAUUUUUUUUUUUGUGUACCGUAAUCAUCAAAUCAUAUUCAUGAUAAAUUGCAUUUAUAAUAUAAUAAAACAUAUGUAUGGUCCGACUUUUUG